This is a messenger RNA of Austrofundulus limnaeus, 1104 nucleotides long. RefSeq names its product DNA-directed RNA polymerase II subunit RPB2-like. The transcript has 4 exons. NCBI's taxonomy places the organism in Eukaryota, Metazoa, Chordata, Actinopteri, Cyprinodontiformes, Rivulidae. The record is from RefSeq and is a predicted model, not a curated record. Gene Ontology annotation, molecular function: DNA-directed RNA polymerase activity; DNA binding; ribonucleoside binding. Bases 1 to 1104 code for a protein of 367 amino acids. Gene Ontology annotation, biological process: DNA-templated transcription.
AUGUACAUUGGUUCGUCGCUCGUCAGAAAACCCACAAAGCCCCUCUUGUGGACGAAGCCGGCCAAGCAAGUGGAACUCCCGGAUAUCAAGUCAAUUUGUAAGAAUCGCCAAGACGUUGAAAACGAAAACGACGAGGACAUUUACAACAUCGAGUACAACAUCGAGUACAACAUCGAGUACAACAUUGAGUACAACAUCGAGUACAACAUUGAGUACACCAUCGAGUACACCAUCGAGUACAACAUUGAGUACAACAUCGAGUACAACAUUGAGUACAACAUCGAGUACAACAUCGAGUACAACAUUGAGUACAACAUUGAGUACAACAUUGAAGUGCCGGAAAUCGGCGACAAGUUUUGUUCCGGAAUGGCCCAGAAAGGCACAUGUGGCAUAAUUUACCCCCAGGAAGAUAUGCCGUUCAGCGACAGCGGUAUGACUCCGGAUAUAAUCAUCAAUCCAAACUGUAUUCCUUCUAGAAUGACGAUUAACCAAAUCAUUGCAACUGUGAUGGGUAAACUAUAUACACUACGACCUCAAAAAAAAUUUAAAAUUGCAAAUCCCUUUAUGGAAAACUCAACCACCCUUUUAAAUGAUUUGUGUAAUCAGUUGAUAGAGCACGGAUUUGAUUACAGCGGUUCUGAAGCAUUGUACAACGGGUUUACCGGCAGACGAAUCGAAAGCCAAAUCUUUAUGGGGCCCACCUACUAUCACCGCCUCAAACACAUGGUCAAGGACAAAAUGCACGCACGGUCUCACGGCCAAGUCACAACACUGCACAGACAACCCAACUGUGGCAGAGCACACGGUGGAGGAUUGCGCUUUGGAGAAAUGGAAAAAGACUGUGUUUUGGUGCACGGAGCCACACAAUUUUUAAACGAACGCAUGUUUCUAAAUAGCGACCCAUUUCAAAUAGAUGUCUGCAAAGACUGUGGCAUGAUGAGCAGCACACACAAAAAAUGCCAUAUGGUGUCCGUCUGCACAGAUGUCGAGCACUGGAACGAGCGAAACAUCAACCAGAAGACUGAUUGGUGGAGUCAAUCCAAGAACUAUGAUCGCUCCUAUCAUACCGGCUCCAAUAACAGACAUUACCGAGUGGGGAACUGA